Molecule: messenger RNA, 7255 nt
Organism: Portunus trituberculatus (swimming crab)
Lineage: Eukaryota; Metazoa; Arthropoda; Malacostraca; Decapoda; Portunidae
Product: zwei Ig domain protein zig-8-like
Exons: 9
Coding region: 570-1511 (313 amino acids)
Biological process (GO): synapse organization
Cellular component (GO): neuron projection membrane
Source: RefSeq, a predicted model, not a curated record
UGCCGGAGGGUAAGGAGCUACGUGGCGCCUCCUCUUCCUCUCGCACAUAAUUAUUACGGCAUUAGUUAACUGGUUAAUGGGAACUCCUAUCUUACGUGACAGUAGAGAAGAGCAAGCGUGACACUGUAAAUUACAACCGGAGCGGAAAAUUAAACUCGGCAGACGAAAUUUUUUUUUCCUUCUCGACCACGUGUGAGCAAAGUAUCAGUGACAGUGAGCGUUGUGUGACGAUUACUGAGAGAAAAUACUGAUGGGAGAGGAGAGAUAGCUGGUCUGCCUGGAGUGUGCGGCGGAAGCUGGCUGUUCUUGUUAGCGAAUCAAGCAUUAUCACGGGAACUGUUGACCAAGGAGGAGCGGGGCGAGACGGAACGAGGAAGCCACGCGUCUUAAUGUUUACCAAGCAGAGGAAACAGGUGCGAGGAGGCUACACAAUUAUACCCAGACUGCCAGAAGGAUUGUCGCAAUGUUAAGCAAAUAGUCCAGUGUUGAAAGCUUAUGAAGUGACGUUGACGGAUGUGCAGCGGACGAGACUGAGUAAAGUGUCUCUUGAUGCCAACAGACUGACAGCGAUGUGUGAGGCUUCUCCAACCCUUCAUCUCUUGCUCCUGCUGCUGUUGGUGCCGCUCCUGACUCCCGUGCCAGGUGUGAGCGGCGGUGGCCCAGCAGGAAGAAGCACCAGGGACGAGGAGCUUAUGAACACCUCGCCUCUCGUCACCGACCAGCCCUACUUCGACCCCAGCAUGUCCACCACCCUCACCGCCCAUGUGGGGAGGCGGGCUGAACUCCAUUGCCGCGUUCAUUCCAUUGGCAACAGAACGGUGUCAUGGAUACGAGGGCGUGACCUGAGGAUACUGACGGUGGGGCGGUACACGUACACCACUGAUCUGCGUUACGAGGUGCUGCACCAAGACGGGACGAACCAGUGGACGCUGAGAAUAAGGUCUGCUCAACCUCGCGAUCAGGGGACCUACGAGUGCCAGAUUAGCACCAAACCCAUCAAAGCCUUCACCGUCUUCCUGAAAGUACUCGAGCCUCGAGGGGAAAUCCUAGGCUCCCCGGACCUGUACGUGCAGAAGGCUAGCAUGAUCAACUUAACCUGCAUCCUACAUAACCUGCCUGAGCCACCCACCUAUGUGCUCUGGUACCAUGGGAAUAAGGAUAUAAGAUACAGCAGCAGUCGUGGUGGCGUGGCAGUGUUGGUGGUGAAGGAUACGACCACGACCACCAGCCAUCUGCUCAUCUCCUCCGCCACACUCCAGGACGCGGGCCGCUACACCUGCGCGCCGGCCGGCCUCAGCCCCACCUCCGUCAGAGUUCACGUGCUCGACGGGGAAGAACCGGCGGCCAUGCAGAAGAACAGCACAGCAGCAUUACCGCCCCCACUAGACGGACGGCCAGCAAUGAGCAACAGCAGCGCUGUGGUGAGUGGCGCUACCAGGACAGUGAAGGCAGAGGCGGUGACCUUAGCUCUGGUGCUGGUGCCUGCGUGGUUACAGAUGCGAGGGUGCUGACUACUGGUGUCAGUGAGUGUCGCUGCCGUGCGGGGGUCUGCCACUACACAGCCACUGCCUCUCCUCGGCCUGCCUGUGAUCCGAGCAUGCUGUGAAGGCAGAGCAGCGGACCUCACUGCUCUUGCUCGCCAGCCCGGAUAUCACCCGACAGUUCGCAACACCAGACAUCCUCGCAGCUUAGUGAGGUGUUCGUGAAGGUGUGAUACGUCAGUCAAGCACACCUGGCCCCACCUGUGUCGGGAAGGUUCACCUGGGAACGCCAGCAGCACCUCGUCUUUUGUAUGUACACGAUCGACGGGAUGAGAAACUCCUGUAUUGAACUUAUCAUAGUCGACUCACUCUAACUAGAUUCGUAGACCACGUAGUGCGUAUUUUGUCACCAUUAACUCAUUUUGUAGGUAACUAACCAUUUUGUAGAUGAUGUACAAGUUGUUUAACACAUUUACAUUCACCGUUAGACACCACGCGAGGUAUAACUGAAUGGCUGCUCAGUGGCGGAUCGUCAGUGAGUAAUCUCUCGCAGAACAGGCGUUAAGACAGAAAUAUGCAGCCUAUAGAAAAUGAUUAGUUCUGAGCUCAUAAUUGGUUCCGAGUGUCUAGAGAGGGAGGUGGUGAGGCGGAUCAAACUGCGUUGGGCGAGGCCUACAGAUAGUAAACAAUAUCAGUGUUCAUUAAUCAUUCCCUAUCGUCAAGCAUUUUGGAGUUUAUCUGUGUUACUUUUCCACGUGUUCGUUAAUGCGUUUGAGUGUUGAAGUUUGUACAAAGGUAGCUUUGAUAACGCGUUGUGAAGAGUGAACGCCCUACGUUCAUAUACACACACAACUAUGUAAAUGCUACUGUUGUUUUCACCUGUAUGGUUUUUAUGAUACUUUUCGUGCUUUGACAGAAUAUUAGCUUCACUUCUCGCGCUCGGUGGGGAAAAGUGUUGUCAAAAUAUUGUGAGAUGUUCAAACUGGAAAUGCUCUUGUGUAACGCAGCAGUGUGGAAGGAAAAAAUAGGUGUUCCUCACUCACUCAGCUCUGCAUAAAACAGGAUGCACCUCUGAACCUAUUUGCUUUACCUGGUGUGUGUGUGUGUGUGUGUGUGUGUGUGUGUGUGUGUGUGUGUGUGUGUGUGGUUUCUGUAAUCUUAAGUAGCUACUGACGUUUUGCACCUAGCACCUUCACCAUCGUCGUGUACCUGAAGUUGAAUCAAUCCUACGUGCACACUUCCAUUGUAAUUUGAUGUAAGAUUGACCCCAUCCCACCACGCAAUAUUGAUCAAAACCCAGCGAAGACGAGAGGAAGCUUAAAAACUUGCAUAUACUAAAAUUUAAGUUUAUUUGAGUAUAAAAAUAUAGGAGACCUGACUACAACAUAUGCAAAAGUGAUUAGUUAUAGCUGCAUAUCAUGACGAACAUAAAUAGAGAUACUGGCUUUUGGUAUCCGGCACAUCACUCGUUCCCUCAGCCCUGAAAGUUCUCCUCGCAGAAGGUGACGUACAGGAAGUGGUCUGUGUGGGCGUGGGCGUGGUGCAGACUGGCCAGGGUGCAGGUGACGGACGCCAGGGUGUUGCCGGUGAAGAAGAGGAUAGAGUGGCGAGGAUCUACCUCUAUCCUGGUCCUUAACGCGAGGUGCAGCUGUGCCAGGUUCAGGUGUCCAGGGGCACUCACGCGCAGCUCCUGGUAGGUCCCCACGCGGCAUCUGCCAGAGGGAGACACGCUUGAAACGGUGCUAUGGUCCUCUGUUGAUGUUAUUUUUCCAUGCAAGUCAAAAGUAAUGGGUGAACUGCGGAUCGUAUUCAGAAACGCUUUGCUUACUCAUCACUGCUAUUUUCAAAGGCCACAGAGGUGAUUAGCCAGGUUCUCUAGUACAUCCUUGAUAAUCUGUCACUAGCACCAUAAAGACACUAUGAAAAAAGUGUAACCUGAAUUACAGCCCUUUGGAUGUAGAGGCGGUGUGGCGCUGAAGUGUUUUAGAACAGUUUUUUUUGUUUGACGUGUCCUGAUUCUUCCUUGCCUGACGCAUCCACGAAUUUACUACUUGGGUGAAGUGUAAUGGCGUGGACUACUUGUAUAUAACAGUGGCACGCAAAACAUUCUCCGUAUCUCCAGUUUUGAUGACGAUAAGAAAAUCAUUCUAUGUGUUUGGGAGCGGAGCACUAGUGUAAUUCAUAGCGUGUCAAUGAAUGUGAUAUAAACGCGAUACUGAAGAACUAUCAUUCUCUUCACUCCAAUGGUUACGGAUGCUGGCUAAGCUCUCAAGUGUACCUUUUAUCCUCAUUGAUUGUUUAAGAUCAUUCCCUGGACACACGUAUAAGAGUAAAAAGAAAAAAAAGCCACACUCAAACAGUCCACAUGUAUAUAUUGUUUACUGCAUGCUCACUUAUCCCACAUUCUCUCCUAUCAUAUCCUUCCCUACCCGCACUGACCUGUAAUGGGCUGACAGUCUUGCCCCACACCCACACUCGAGACGCCCUCCCCCUCCACAUCACGAGCUGCUGAAGACCCUCAGUUAGUGGUAGUACUGAGCGCAUUUCAGGUGGCCUCGCGACCAUCAGUCAGGUCACUCAGUCAUUACCUCGCCCUUCAUCUCGACCUCACAGCUUCUCCCCUGCCUCCAUCUUCCUCCUCCUCCUCUUUCUCCCCUCCCUAAUCCACUCGACUAUUUAUUACCAAAAGAGCGUAAACCACAUUCAGAUUCAGAAGCACCCAUCACACUUUAUUCCGCUUCAUCAUGUUUUAAUUUUAUAUAUUCAUUUGAACAAGUUUAAUAUUCUACUUUAUCUCCAUAACUACAAGUAUAUUUGAUAUGAUAAUAGGAAUGAUUUGACACCUACUGCGAGCAAAGUUGAAGAAGGAAUGAUUGAGUGUGGAGGGGUAAGUCACUAGCGCGUUCAGGGGUCCGGAAGCCAUCACCCCCACCAACACACCUACCUCCAGCCUCGUGCUCUCAAGUAACGCCCCUGGAUCACGGUCAGGGAAUGCACGUGAGCUUGCGGGAGGGUAGGAAUGCGAUAUCACGUGUGAGCAAAUACCGAGACGUUCCACAUUUGGCCUUGGUGGAUGCUACGAGUUGGGCAUGUACAGUAUGUUUGUCUGUGUUUGACGUAGCGACCUAAACACCUCCUUAUCGACUCUCACCUAUAAGUAAUACUGCUGUUUGUCUUCUAGUUUUGUUUACCUUGAAUGACUUUAAACUACACCGCGAGCAGCAAUGGUAGGAGCGUGUACAGUACAGGACAACACAGCCUCAAAUUUGACACCAUCAAGCAGCCUCGAACAAAUUAUCUAUCAGCCAUCUAGUCUGCGGCAACGAGGCUGCUCUGAUGUCGCCCUGGAGCCCCGAGACGAGCUAUAUCUUAGUAUGAAUGUACAGUAACACGUGAGAAAUCCGUCCCAUGUGAAACUGUGAACAAGAAGCAUACUCACCGUGCGGCGCGGCCCAGCACCACGGGCACAUUUCCUGGCUGGCGGCGCUUCAUGCGGCGUGCAAGUUCUUUCCUCUCCUCCAGGGUAUUCUGCUCCGAGAACUCCCACAGUCUGCAGUAUCCCUUCAUCCUCGUCAGCUGUUACCCUUCGUGGAUGCUUCACUUGACGUUCACUCUUUACUAGAUUUUUCUCAUGUGGGUUUCGGGUCAGGAUCAGCGAGCGCACUGGUAAUCAGUGUGAGACGAGACAGGUGACUGAGGAGCUGAGGAGACGGCCGACGAGAGGCCUGACUGUGUGGGGCGACCCACCCAAGACAGUUUAUCUCGGUCAUGCUCUCGGCGCUCCGUGACUGCCACAUGAAUCUCAGUGCCUCGCCAUUUCCACGCUGAGCCAGUUGACAUUUUAGUUCAAAAUUGUUAUUGCUGGGCGCGCUUAAAGUUAUUGCGGAAAUACGUCUGAUUUUUGCUUGUUGCUGGUCUUUUUAAUAUACUUGGCUACGUUCUUACUUCUGUGAUGAUCGAGACAUUAGACUAUCAUUUUUCAUAUCUAUCAGAUGCCCUCCAUUCACAUCUACUUGAUUAAUCUCUUACACUUCUGCCACACCAAGCUAAUCCUAAAUCAUUUUUCUUUCUUCUCGCAAUAUUUUUUGACAAGUUUUAAUUCUUCCAAAAUUCAGUUCAUUAUCUCCUAGUAGUGUCACAGCUGUGAUGUCUGGGGCAUAGCGUGCCGCAGAAAUGAUGCUCUGUGCGAUCUCCAUGUUCCGAAACAGAAUAUUUUUUUUCUUUCACUUUCCUCUCCUACAAACAGGUGUUGCAUCAAGGAAAAUCAAACAGCCUUGUUAAAUGAAGUGUUUUGUUAUGAAACUGAGUUACAAUAAUCUAAUGUACAAUACCAUAGUAAUAACCUAAAUAUAAGCACAAAUUGGACACUGUGCUCAAAGCUUGGUGGAUUUGAAAUAGGUAUUUGAUGGAGUAAAGGAACAUCAUUCACUCUUGGCAUUCAUUCACCUCGGCCGCCCACACCGCCUCGCCGGGCCUCGUAGGGAGACAGGAGUCGUAAGCAAAAUUGUGAUUCCUAGUACUGAUAGUCACAGGUGGAGCUACUUAAUCCGUUAUGGCACUUUUUUUUUCAAAAUAAAUAAUCAUCCUUUUGUAUUCAAACCAUGUUGAUUAAGAAAAUUAGGUACAAAAUUACUUUAAAUUUGAAAACUACUUUUGGAAUUGCGUCUUAGUAACGUGUGCCUCGUAUUUGAUAAGCCACAGUAAAGAAUCUAAUGCAGUGGGUAUUGUGGUGGUCUUUAGUCGUGAUUUGAAAUGUGGUUCUUUGUAAAUUACCCAUCAUUACUCUUAAUUUUAACUUUUAAAUUAUUACUUUAGAUAACACAAUAAAAUCAUUCCAGGUCUUCUCAUUUAUGACCUGCAAAUGACAAGGUAGUUUUUCUUUCAUAGAAUGGUGCUGUGAAAGGUUCAAGUGAUGGCUGGAGGAUGAAUAAAGGCCGUCUGUUGCCUGGGCACUGGGACGGAUCUCUGGAUUCAACAUAACCAAAUGCUAUUUGGCAAACAGUUUCUUUAUUCCAAAGUAAUUUUAAAACAUGUGAACAUGACACAUUGUUGAGAAUUUGAUUCACCAAUUGCUGGAUGUGCUAUUUCCAUGUUCAAUGUGUGCAUAAAACAACAAACAACAAUGGCUUAUUUAAUUUAAGUUAAAAUCAAUAUAAUCUAGUGCACUUUAUAUUUACAUCCCUCAAACAGUGGGUUAAUAGGGACAGUUCAACUUGGUCACAUGCACAGCCAAAUAGCACAUGAACCAGAUUGGUAUUUGAAAUGGUCUACUUAGACUGGUAAUUCACUCCACCACUGUGAUAUCAUUGUGAUUUAGAAGUGGGAGAGGGUAAAGCCAUUCAAGAUAUUCCACCCCAGGAAAGCUCUCAAGUACCCGUGAAAGGGGGACAUGACACCUGCAAGGACGACAAAUACCUGACAAUUUUAGUGGCAAUGGGAAAUUGGGAUAAAAUACUUAAAAUUUAGAAACCUAUCUGAAUAUUCUAAUACUGAACUUAGUGUCCUGAAAGUGGAGACUGUUGAGAAAUGCUCACCAGUGCAAUGAGGAGCAGGAGAUACCAAACAUUCAAGAUGGCUGGUAACUUUCGUAUAAAAUGAUAGGGUGGCUUCCUCCAGCCCCCUGCAGCAGCCCACACGGGUCGCCUUACGGUGCAUGUUGGGAUCCCAACACGGCAACUCAAAACUGUACAGACACCACCACUCACACAUCACAUCUAUGCAGUACUCAGUCCCAUCCACACCAACUAUAAGGACACCUUCAUAAAAUGUUCAAU